UUCCUGCCUGACUGCAGAUUAACAUGGCUAACUACUUCUCUCUACAGCAUAGGUGAUUACUUCAUUCUUUUUGUUAAUUAUUAAUGAAGGCCUCUGCACGUUGGUUUUGGAAUGGAACCUUAUCUUAUCACAAAAUACAGUGUCACUGCAAGGCACAGGCAUGAAAAACCCAGCAAGCAAAAAUUACAUACAAAUACUUUUAAGAUCUUCCAGUCAAAUCAUAACGAGAAGCUAGCACUUUUGAGAGUUAACUGAAGCUGUGGAUGAAAAGUUAUUUGCCACAGAAAAAAAGAUUGUUUGCAUGAGAAAACCUAGGAACAUAUCUAAGACUUUUACAAGGUGAUCUUCAAAUAACAAGGGCUGAGGAAAAAAUGCUUCAAUGGAUAGCCUGCAGAAAUUCAUUCUGGUCUCUUUCACUCUCUUUGUUUCACUAACAGGUCUUGGCUUCUGUUAUACUAUUGUCCGUGGUCCUGCUAAUGCAACAGUUCUAGCUGGUUCAGAGGCCCGGUUUAACUGCACUGUCUCACAGGAAUGGAAAAUCAUCAUUUGGCUUUCAAAUGGGAAACUUGUUCUUACUGUAGUUAAUCAUUUAGGACCUGUUAUAACAGAAAAUCGUUUCACCUCUCAAAAUUAUACGGCUGGUAAUGAAUUUACUUCAGAGCUGAUUAUCCAUGAUGUCCGUCAGAGUGAUUCUGGUAAAAUAGAAUGCAGCAGUCAAGGCAGUACUGAAAAUGGCUAUGCAUUUCUUACUGUUCAAGUUAAUGGAUCUUUGUUCAUCAAAGAUAGCAACUUGACAGUAGAAGUGAACAAAACAAUUGAAAUUUUUUGUGAAGCCUUAGGAUGGGCUCCAGCUCCAAACAUUACCUGGAAGAUAAAUAACUCUUUCGUAGAUAAAUCGAUGUAUAUCACUGAACACGGUCAAGAAUCUAAUGGCCUUCACAAUACAACCAGCAUCUUAACUUUGACUCCAUUAACCAAUGAGACUCUGACUUGUUUAGCUGAUAUAGGAACAUUGUCUAAGCCACAGAAUGCAACUGUAACCCUUAUUUUGGUUGAAUCUCCUCUAGAAAACACAGGAGACGGUACAAGCACGUGGAUUAUAAUAGUUGCAGUCGUAUUUUCAGUUGUCGGUUUUCUUCUUCUGGUCAUUAUUAUUGUGAUUAUUGUAUACUGCUGUCACCGCCAAAAAAAGAAAGAAUCCACCUAUCAAAAGGAGAUGAGAAAAGUUACAGCUAAGAAAAAAGAUGAUGGCAGUCUGGAAACAAGGAGGAAUGGCAAUGAAAAUAAUGGAUACAUUCCCGAGGAGUCAUGGCACCCAGAACAAAUGCCAAAGGUUGCCUCUCUUCCCCCAAUGGCCUCCAACUUCUAUGGCCCAGAAGAUUUAGAAGUCAGUUCUACAUCACAGGUCUCCUAUGAAGCACUGGACAACAGAGCUUCAUCUUCAGGAUAUGCUGGUUAUCCAGUCAACCCAAAGAAGAUCAGAAAUGUGACACAUGUUUAGGGAAUACUUCUGCUUGAUGUUUAUAUAUCAGCUGUCAUUUUUGCUUUUGGAAGACUGCUUAUGAAAAAGAAAUAUCAUCAUUGUUUUACCUUUUUAAAAAAAAAUAAGACCAUAGAUUUAUUUUAUUUAUUUUUCACAUCGUGAACACAACUACUGAGAGGAAAUAACAGUUUUUGCUCUGGCACACAACAUUCAACUCAGUUCUGUACACAAAUAACUUUCUUUGAUCUUACAGUUGGAUCUAUGCAGGUGAACUCAAUGGGGUUCAAUUUAAUUCUGUGGGGCUCCACAAGGGGAAGGUUUUGUGUCAUGAAGUCCCAUGGUAGCCAAUAUGGCUCCAUACAGGCACAAAGAUUUGACCAUCCACAUCUGAUUGUAAGAUCAGGAACAAUAAAUGGUAGAGAGAUAUUAGUCCAGAACUGUAUAAUCUACAACUGGUUAGUAUUAUACUUGUUUAAUUUAGUUUAUGUAAUUUAACUUAUACUUUGUAACCAUGUUAAGCUUAUUAAUUAACAAAACUUCUUCAAUUCUUAAUAUGAUCAAGGAAGGAUUCUUAUUAAAAUCAGUUGAUAAUUCUCUAAUAAAAUGAUAUUUGAUAGAAUACAAGGUUUUCAGUACAAGUUUUUGCUAAAAGUGCCAUCUUUCUGAAGAAAAUGUCAAUGUAAUAUCAAAAAGCCAAGAAAUGUUCAGUUUUUAACAGAAAUAUGAAACAUUUAAGUUAAGAAGAAAACAACUCCCUACCCCUUGUCAAGAGGAAACAAAGGCCAGGGGAGAGCUCCCUGGAAAAAAGGCAAACACUUUGGCGUUUACCUUAGGAGCCAGGAGGAUUGCUGGAAGCAAAAGCGUUGGGCAACAGCACUUCCAGAGCAAAUGCUGGAUCUGGAUUGGCCAGAGAUGCACAGAACAAAGUAUUUAUGGCCCCAGAGAGGGGCAUCCCAGGGAAGAACCCUGCAAUGGGAAGCCUGGAGCAGAGGGGAAUUCCCCUCCCAAUGUCUGCUAGGGAAACUGCAGGAGGCAGGCACUGGGGAGAGGUUGUGCAGGGAUCGGAGGAACCCUGAAGAAGCUGGUGCAGUGGACAGCA
Messenger RNA from Gavialis gangeticus (Gharial), 2582 nucleotides. RefSeq names its product immunoglobulin superfamily member 5 (gene IGSF5). NCBI's taxonomy places the organism in Eukaryota, Metazoa, Chordata, Crocodylia, Gavialidae. The transcript has 9 exons. The coding region runs from base 380 to 1501 and encodes 373 amino acids. Gene Ontology annotation, biological process: cell-cell adhesion. The record is from RefSeq and is a predicted model, not a curated record.